AUGGAGAGGGAACGUAGGGCGCUGUCAGUCAGGAGCAAUAUGUUGAUCCGCAGCCUAUGGGUCGACUACACGCAGAGGGCUUACAGCGCCUUGCGAGUCCAAUAUAAUAACGCGUACAGGGCACUGUUGGGGCUGCCUCGACACUGUAGCGCAUCGGGGAUGUUCGCUGAUGCACGCAUAGAUGAUUUCUACGCAAUCAUAAGAAAGCGUGUCGCCUCCCUGAUGCAGCGGGUGCGGGGCAGCGCCAACAGUCUUCUGAUGACCGUGGCGGAUAGGACUGAUGGCCUUAUGCUAAAACACUGGACGAAGACGCAAGCAUCAGUACGCGACCUUUUAUCAUGGACAUCAUCAUCUAUCAGUGCGCCGAUGGUGGGUGCAGAUUGGGACAAAGCGCAUAAGAAGGCAGCCAUCGACCUGUUCCGACUGGUACAGAUCUACAUGGGAGACCGCAAGGCGAGGCCUGGGAUGACACUCAACUCUGUCGCACAAGAUAUCCUGCAUGCUACUUUCUCAAAUGAGAAACUCCGCGACGAGCUGUACGUGCAGCUGUGCCGGCAGACGACGGAGAACCCGCUGCGCGACUCGCUGCUGCGCGGCUGGGAGCUGCUGGCCGUGUGCCUCGCCUUCGUGCCGCCCUCCUCCGCCUUCCAGCCCGCGCUCACCAACUACGUCAACAGGCACAGAGACCCCGCGUUCGCUGAUGCUUUCCCUGAGGUGGGCAAAUGGCCUAUUCACGUGCAAGUCUCUCACUACGCGGGUGUGGCGUGCAAAAGGCUGGAGAGGAUCGGCUUCGGAGGGAAAAGGCAGCCCAGGAAACCUACUACCGAUGAUAUCGAUCAAGCUAGGAUACAAAUCUUCAGACAGUCCAUGUUCGGCAACACGUUAUCUGAGGUGAUGGCGCUGCAGAAAGAAAGGUUCCCCAACAGACAACUACCCUGGGUGCAAGUAGCUCUGUCUCAGCAGGUCCUGGCCCUCAAUGGUAGGGAGACUGAGGGCAUCUUCCGAGUCUCCGCUGAUGUUGAUGAAGUCAAUGCUCUGAAAGCCAAGAUAGACAACUGGGAACUACCUGAUGCUUCCACUUUGACUGACGCGCACGCCCCAGCGAGCCUGCUGAAGCUAUGGUACCGCGAGCUGUACGAGCCGCUCAUACCGGACGCGCUGUACGGGCCCUGCGUCGCGGCCGGGACUGACUUCGCGGCCUGCACGCGCGCCCUGCAUCGUCUGCCGCCCAUCAAUAGACUGCACUAG
Messenger RNA from Spodoptera litura, 1248 nucleotides. RefSeq names its product rho GTPase-activating protein 39-like. NCBI's taxonomy places the organism in Eukaryota, Metazoa, Arthropoda, Insecta, Lepidoptera, Noctuidae. The record is from RefSeq and is a predicted model, not a curated record. Gene Ontology annotation, molecular function: GTPase activator activity. Gene Ontology annotation, cellular component: cytoskeleton; cytoplasm. Gene Ontology annotation, biological process: signal transduction.